AAGAGUGCUUCGCGGAAAUGCAAGGCUAAAUCUUGUCUUUCUAGAAAUCGUAUUUAGUUACGCAUUUUAUAAACAGAGAGAAGAAAGCAAGCAUGCGUUUUUUUUUUACUUCAUGGGAUCGUUACUUCAUUAUAAACUGCUGAGUCUGGUUGUUGAAAAUAAUGUUGACUAAAGCCUUGGAUACAAUUUUAUUUCGCUCUGGAAUGAAAAGAAAUAUCGUACUUUCAAUCAAUAAAAUAGGCCAAAUGAUGUCGUCGAAAGAUAGCGUUGUUAGAGAUAAUUUAGAGUCUGAUUCACAGUCUUCAUCAGCUUCUUCAACUUCAAGCAAUGACAACCAGCGCCAGCGAAAUCGAAAUGACAACUUGGUGAUUCUUGCUGAACCAGUAGAGAAGUGGAGAAAUGUGAAAGGUUUUAAUGCUCUGGAACUAAUGUAUCAAGAUCCUGUGAGGUGGGGGAUGGCCCUUCAGACGCACGUCCAACUUACAAUGCUGCAAAAUCAUUCAAAGCCAAUGACUGAACCAGUGAAACUGAUGGAGAGAUCAAUCUUCAGUGCUAAGUACUGCUUUACUGACAACUUGUUUCACAGUGGAAAGAUGCCUGCUAUUGAACACGCCAUCUUGACAGAGUGGUUUGACUGGAUUAUUCAGUCUCAAAACAUCAAAGUUGAUCUUUUUGUGUAUUUGCGCACAGACCCUGAACUUCUGUACUCAAGAAUCAAACAAAGAUGUCGCCCUGAGGAGGAAGGGAUUCCACUUGAUUACUUACGAACACUCCAUCAACUCCAUGAAGAGUGGUUGAUACACAAAAAGAGUCCUUGCCCUGCUGAAGUUCUGGUGAUUGAUGCAAAUUCAUCUUUGGAAGAGAUGCAGAUCGCAUACGAAUUCCACAAGAGCAAAAUUCUUCAACGAAAUUAAUGAUGGACCUCAAACCUCAAAGGCCUCUUAUUUUUGUUUGCAGAAAGCGAACAGUGUGCAAUAGUGCCUGUGCGAGUUGCUCAGGUGACCUUGGACUUUGGGUUCAAGAGGAUAAAUCGUUGCCUCAGAAUUGUUUUGUCCAAAGUAACUCUUUAUUCAAGGUGCGGUGGUGGAGCAGUUAAUGCGCUCGUCUCUGAAGCGAAAAGUCCGGGUUCGAGCCUUGGUUCGAACACAGAUUUUUUUCGCCCCCUC
Messenger RNA from Aplysia californica (California sea hare), 1166 nucleotides. RefSeq names its product thymidine kinase 2, mitochondrial. Gene Ontology annotation, cellular component: cytoplasm; mitochondrion. Gene Ontology annotation, molecular function: deoxynucleoside kinase activity. The record is from RefSeq and is a predicted model, not a curated record. NCBI's taxonomy places the organism in Eukaryota, Metazoa, Mollusca, Gastropoda, Aplysiida, Aplysiidae.